This is a messenger RNA of Fomitiporia mediterranea MF3/22, 1250 nucleotides long. RefSeq names its product glycosyltransferase family 17 protein. Gene Ontology annotation, molecular function: beta-1,4-mannosylglycoprotein 4-beta-N-acetylglucosaminyltransferase activity. Lineage: Eukaryota; Fungi; Basidiomycota; Agaricomycetes; Hymenochaetales; Hymenochaetaceae. Bases 1 to 1080 code for a protein of 359 amino acids. Gene Ontology annotation, biological process: N-acetylglucosamine metabolic process; protein N-linked glycosylation. The transcript has 4 exons. Gene Ontology annotation, cellular component: membrane. The record is from RefSeq and is a predicted model, not a curated record.
AUGCCACGGCGAAAGUUUCUCCUCAUUCUAUCCUUACUUCUCAUUAUUUCUUUCGGCUUACUAUUGGCGGAGUUCAAUUAUCAGAUCAGAAACGCCCUUUCCUAUGCAACACGCCCCCUAUGGGAUCGUCCUGACGGACCGCACGAUGUGUUGCCACAUUUCUAUGCCGAUGGUAUGAGCAUGGAUGACCACGCCUGCCAGCUGCAUGGCUGGAACCACAGGCCUGAAGGUGAAGACGUACGGGUAUUGGAUGCUGUGCUUAUGAGCAGCGAAGUCGACCUGCUCGAGAUACGCCUGCACGAGCUUGACCGAAUCGUCGACCGUUUCUUCAUCGUCGAAAGCAACGCGACGUUCACUGGCCUGCCAAAGGAGAUGUAUUUCGCGAAUAAUCGGGAGCGGUUUGCAGCUUUUGAGCAUAAGAUCGAGUACCAUUUCCUUCCAGGUUAUGAACUUCGAGACGGCCGGACUGCUUGGGACGUUGAAGCUCACACUCGGAACAUCAUGUCUCGACAACUUCGUGCCUAUAUCAGCUCUCUGCCAUCAUCCACGCAGACAUUAGUGGUCAUGUCUGACAUUGACGAGAUACCUUCUUGGCAUACGCUAGCACUCCUAAAGGCCUGCGACUUCGGAAAUCGGAUCCAUUUACUGCUUCGGAACUACCUCUAUAGCUUCGAAUGGUACAUUGGCAUGUCUUCUUGGCGUGCUUCCGUGCAUCGUUUCGACGAUAGCACAUACUAUCGGCAUUCUAUGUCCACGAACGUCGCGCUCGCCGACGCAGGCUGGCACUGCUCAUUUUGUUUCCGUACAAUACCAGAAUACAUCCUGAAAAUGCGGGGAUUCUCCCAUUCAGACCGAAUUGGAGGGAACGAGCGGCUUCUGGAUGAGCGUCGGAUACAAGAGGUGAUCUGCAAAGGCGAAGAUAUUUUCGGUAUGCUUCCGGAAGCAUAUAGCUAUGCCGAUCUGUUGAGCCAGAUGUAUCUACAACCAUCUCGCUCGGCAGUACAUAUCCCGGAUUAUGUCAUCCGAAACGCAGACCGUUUCCGUUAUUUAUUACCCGGAGGUUGUAUGCGAGAGACCUAAUACUAAAUUUUCAAAAUUUUACGACACGAGACGCUGCUAUACCCAAUUUCGUUUUAUCACGCACACUACUUCCAUCAAUCCAGCCCUGCCUGCUGUAAAUUGUAGCUUUCAUCGACCUCCGAAUCACUACGAGCUGCAACUACAGAAGUCUCCGGGCUGAUUGGAGACUA